This is a messenger RNA of Adineta steineri, 924 nucleotides long. NCBI's taxonomy places the organism in Eukaryota, Metazoa, Rotifera, Eurotatoria, Adinetida, Adinetidae. The record is from the annotation of a GenBank genome assembly.
AUGAAAAAUAGUAAUCAUUUAACAUGUUUAGAAAAUCUUCCUAAUGAGAUAUUUACGUUCGAUAUUUUUCCUUUAUUUUCAUGGCAAGAAUUAUAUCGUAUUUUUUUCGGUUUAAAUCAACGUUUUAGUACCAUUCUCAAAACUUCAAAUCAUCUAAAUUUUACUGUUGAUGAAUCAAAUAAACAUCAUCCAGCUCUUACAUUUUUUAACUCAUGCAUCAUAUGUCUCAAAGUGUGUCUUGGACAAUUUGAUAUUACACCAUUUUUAGCACUUCGUUCAUUAACUCUUCAAUAUCCAAGUUUACAACAACGAAAUUCAAUUCGUCCAGAAAAUUUUCCUUAUCUUGAAUAUUUAAAUCUAUCUUAUCCACUUGAAGAUUCGAUUCUUUUAAAUUUGAUUUUUUCCAAUGGAUUUAAAUAUUUAAAAAACUGUAAACUCGAUCAAACAACUACUAAUUAUUCUUGGCAUGGUUCUCCAAAACUUCGUUCAUUAUCGAUCAGUGUUCAUAAUUUAUACGGAAUUAUUUGUGUACUUCAUGCUUGUCCAAAUAUAUUUCGAUUGAAUAUUAUCGUAUAUGAUAAACCGCAAAAUAAUAUUUCUUUUACACUCCAUUCUAGUUUUAGUUUGGAUUUAAUUCAAUAUCUUUUUAUUCGUUCAACAUUCGAAAUAUUUACUUCAAUUUUAACAUUUAUGCCUAAUCUUAAAUCCCUCACUUUUGAUAAUAGACAAUACAGUGAUAAUAAAAGUCCAGAAUUAAUUUUGACCAGUUUAGCUAAAGUUCUUACAAAUCUUCGUCAACUCGAUUACGUCUAUUUUACAAUAAACACUUCAAUCUGGAAUGGAGAUAGAAAUCAACAAACUUUGCAUCCACUCUUUCGAAACGUUCGAGGUACUGGAACUUCUAUAAUUAUUGCAUCGAAUUAG